AUAAACUCUGUGUCUUCUUAAUCUGACAUAAUUGUCCUAUUAUUACAUCAAUUAAAUAUCAAAAGAUGUUUUUUUAUGGUUUUUAACAAAAAACAUGAGUGGAAUGGAAGUUUUUUUCUCUGCAUCGCAGAUGCAGUUGUGACGGUCCAUUCAUGUCCCUGAAGAGAGGGAAAAAUAUUGAAUGACUCAUUCUCAUUAAGAUUAUGACAAUGAACUGACUUGAUUGAAAAGUCCUUUUUGAUCGAUCACACGGUUUGGGGAGGUGGAGUCUACAUAAGUGUGUAUUGGGGAGCAGCUGCUCCCUCGCUUGCUGCACCUCCUCCGUCUCCUCCUCCUCCUGCAGCGACGGCUGCGCUCGCUGCUCUUGCCGGCAGCAGCGCGGACAUCUCUUGAGCAGAGAGCUGACAGAGGCAGCAGAGAUCUCCUAACUACCAGUCUCUGAGCAUCUUUAGAGAUCGAUCGGACUAAGAGGAGCCAGGAACAACUUUGGCACUGUCAGUUCAUCUAUUUUUUCUUCAUCCUCUGUGGCGCAGAUCUACAACCAGCAUUUGGCAGCCUCCUUUACAUCUUAAGGGUUACUGCUGAAAUGGACAUUCAGGGUCGGUCAGUCUUACAGUUUUCACUUGUAAAUCCUCAUUAAAUGUAGUAACGUUAAUCAACUAAAUAUAAAUACAUUUUAAAAAAGUGAAAAAAUGUAUUUAACAUGGAGACUGCAUCUUAUUUGCACCUAGAAUUUUAAAAGUGAAUGUAAAGUUGUCAGAUAAAAAAAAGAAGUUCUUACUUUUUUUCACUUUUACACUGUAUUUUAUAAAUGUAAUUACACUUUGCUUCAUCUUUUUGCCCAGUAUAAUUUGUUGUUUGAUGAGCUUUGGAACUGCAGCCUCUGACAUGUGCAAUGUUCCUAUAAACAGAUCUGAUGCUCUGAUGGACUGAAAGUGUGAAGAGGCAAGGGGCGAUGAAGAGGCAGGAGGUUUCCCUACUAAUGUCUUAUGGAGGAUUAUCAGGUUCAAACAGCCACUCCCCAGAGGAAUAAACGUGCACACGUUACAUAAGAGUUGCACUGGGACCAGAGCUGAACAACACCAUGCCUCCAGCUGACUCACAGGAUGUAGCCAGAGAUGUGGAAGAAUGAUUUUUUGUUUCUUGAGACAUUUUUAUCCACUCAGUUCUUUGGCACCUGGAAACUGCAGAAUUUAAAUCUGAGCCCGGUGUGACAUGCUUGGUGAGGAGUUUAACCUGUUUUGGAUUUUAGAUGUUCGUUUACUUUUUACGUGGUUGUAUGACUACAAGCUUGUGUAGACUAAAUCAAUCAGUUCCAAAAUUUUUCCUCCAGUCUGCUUCAACCUCAAUUUGUGUCCGUUUUUUUCUUCUCUCUACUGGGAAAUGGCAUGGAUCAGAUCUGGAACAAACCACUGGAAAGGAGCACAGUUCAGCCCAGCUUCUCCUCAUGGCUCCAGGAAAAACUCAACCACACAUACAGCUUGCACAGUGGUCUUAUUUGGAUGCCCACCUUCAGUUCUCCCAGUGCUUCUCUUCAUCAGCCUGUACCUUCAUCAUUGCCCUCUUCUCUUGUUCCAUACUCUUCCCUUAUCGCUUUCCCUUUAAUCUCCACAACGUCAUCUUCUGCCCAAAGGGAGCCCGCCACCUCCUUUGUUCCUUUGACCCUUUUCAACAUAUCUUCUAGUGAGCUGACGGACUUGGAGAAUAUGCUGCUCUGGACCCUCCAUGAACCCAACACUAUUGCACUGACCACCAUGUACUGUCUGUCCUUCAUACUGGGAUUUGUUGGGAAUUUAAUGUCUUUACGAGUGCUCACCAGCAGACGCAGCAGGCGGCUGGCGGCAGUCAGUGCUACACGCAGCCUCCUGGUGAACCUGGCCGUGUGUGACCUGGCUGUGGUGUGUGUGUGCAUGCCCAUCACUCUGGGGAACCAGAUAUAUACUUCUUGGGUCUACGGGGACCUCUUGUGUCGAGCUGUGCCCUUCACACAGGCCGUCUCAGUCUCAGCCAGUGUGCUGACAUUGACAGUUAUCAGUGUGAAUCGUUACUACAGCGUUCGAUCCCCGUUUAGGGCUCGCUCCAUGUUUACUCGCAGACGGAUAUUAGUAACUGUUGGCGUGGUGUGGACCAUAUCAUCUGUGAUGUGUGCUCCCAUUGCGGUGAUGAACCGGAGGAGGGAAAUCAGCUUUGAGACCUUCACGAUCCUGGUCUGUCAGGAGGAGUGGCCUCAGCAUCGCCUCAAACAGGGAUACAGCGUCCUGCUAUUUGUGAUGCUCUACUGUAUGCCGGUGACAUUUAACCUCACCAUCGGCUUCCUGACGGGCAGGAGGCUGUGGAGAGGCAAGAAAUCACCUUUUGCUGAUCUAGAUCCACGUAGUCAAGCCCUUCACACCUCCCGUCUGAAGACGCGACAGAAAAUCGCCAAGAUGGUGGUGUGCCUGGUGCUCCUGUUUGCAAUAUCCUGGCUGCCGCUCUACUUGGUUGACCUUUGGAUCGACUGUGAGCCAAAGCCUUCCUCCUGGCUUCUGCAGACACGGCCGUUUGCUCAGUGGCUGGGCCUGACAAACUCCAGCCUCAACCCGAUCUGUUACUGCUUCAUUGGAGAUCUAUAUCGCUCAGCAAAGGUCAUACGGACACGAUACUGUCAGAAAGUUGCCUCUCUCUUCAGCACCUCCUCGUUCUCCGGCUCAGCUGCGGUGGCCUCCCCUGCCGCAAAGAUUACAGACAGCAAAGUGACAUCAGUUGAGCGCCACCAUAUUGCAGACGCUAUGGGUACAACUGUCUCCAAGGUAACCAUCCCCCGGCUGUUGAGUUUAGCCAGGGGACAAAGACUGGGGCAGAAGGUCAGAGACUGCUCCGACAGCCGUGAUGGAUCGGACCCCAGCAUCUCAGACUGGUGCCAGUCCAGUCCCGGUGUGUGUGAAAACUCUAUGUUUCCCUACCAGCACUCCACAGAAAAGACUGAUUUUCUGCCAGCAAGAAGGCACUCCACAAAUGAGCUUGCCGUAUCAUUACAUUUGAGAAUUGAAUCUGUGGAAAUAGACCUGCUACCUCUGAGGAGGCAUUCAGGGGGGAGAAUUUAUAGUCUGCCAGCUGAUAAAAGGGACAUCAUUACUAUAGGUGGGGACGUGUUCUGUAACAUUGGAAAGAAUUACUCCCUCAAAGACGACAGGGACGAUGAUGCAAUAAACAUGACCCAUCUAUGAAAACAUCAGCAUCGGCUGGGAAGUAUUUUUCUCCUGCAGGUAAAAAAAAACACUCCAGUCCACCAUGACUUCAAAGCAUAAUCCUUUGCAGAACCAACUGAUGGUCAUGUGAAUACUGUGACCUGCUUUCCACCCUGGCUUUCUUAUGCAUGUGGUAUUAGCUCUGAGUGUCAGGUUUCUGAUGAACAGAACUCGACAUUAAAACAGAGUGUUAUUAUGUGACGUAUCUGUAAUAAGGUUACAUUACAACAAUGUUUCAUUACACACAAGUCGGGAAAUCAUAGAAUUUCCCGUCGUCUGCUUAAGAUAACUCAGCAGGACGUCGCUUUAUGGGUUUCCUCAAAAGUUGCUUUUCUUUUUCCAUCAUUGCUCUGUUGAUAGAUUGUAUUUGCAGCUCACAGAAUCUUUGAAGACGCACACACUCUAGUUUGUUGUCAUCAUCAUGUGUAUUUACAUCCUAAAAUGAAGUUACAGAAGAUUUUGGUCAAAAACGUGAAUACAUUAAAGUUUUUUUCACGCUUCCUAAAGAUGAGUUUGCUGAUAAUUUUGAGCUACAAGAGCAAAAAAAUCCACAAAAUACUUAUCUUUGUUAAAUUAUGUGUGAGAGCUGUGCAAUUUACUUAAUUUUUUAUUUUAUUUUUUUCUCUCUUUCAGCAGUUAAAAAGCCUAAAGUGGCAGCACAUAUUUUAUAGGCAGAUAUCUCAGUUUGCAGAAAUGCUGUACAGAACUGUAAUGAAAUAAAAGCAAAUGUGUCCAAUUUCAAUAGAGAAUGAAUGAAUGUACAGGCAUGAGCCACAGCAGAAAAAGAAGAGUAGGCCAUUUUUAGUGUCUUGGAAGAAGAACUUUUGAACUGGUCACUUUGUGUCUAAUCAUGGCAUGCCUUGUUGAGUAAAUGAAUGAACAAGGCAAUAAAAAAAUGGUUUAAAAGGUUAAAAAAAGAAAAGGAACAUGCACGCAACAGAAUCUAAUCUUCCCUCAGGCAGCUUGUAGUUGUGUGGGGGACAGAGGUGGUGAAUAGCGUGAAAUGCUGUGACAUUAAGCUGCUAAUUCUACUCAUGUCAUCACAACCAACAUGAAGUGGUGCAACACACAUGAAUAAAGCUCACAUAUUUAUUGUAUGAGACCGCCUGUUUCCUGGAAAAUGCUGAAGUCUCCUGACUGUAACAUUGUCUCUUGUCCUCUUACAUCCAUUCUUCCUACCUCAUGAUUUUGUAUUGUGUUAAUAGAGAGCAUGUAUAAUAAACUUUGUGCAUUUUGUGCUCUUUUA
Messenger RNA from Oryzias latipes (Japanese medaka), 4473 nucleotides. The record is from RefSeq and is a predicted model, not a curated record. NCBI's taxonomy places the organism in Eukaryota, Metazoa, Chordata, Actinopteri, Beloniformes, Adrianichthyidae.